AUGAAGGAAGAAGAUGAAGAAAAAACCGCCUUUCACACAGACAAAGGGAUCUUUUGCUACCAAAAGAUGCAUUUUGGCCUCAAAAACGCGGGUGAAACCUAUCAACGUCUAGUUGAUAAGGCUUUUGCUAGUCAAAUUAGUAGAAACAUGGAGGCAUAUGUCGACGAUUUAGUAAUCAAAAGCAGAACGGAAUACCAAAUGCUGGACGACAUCCAAGAAACAUUCAAGAACCUAAGGAAGGUCAACAUGAAGCUCAACCCUGAAAAGUGCUCGUUCGGCAUAAAAGCCAAUCCAAACAAGGUGAAGGCUGUUCUUGAAACCAAGCCACCAAGAAGCAAAAAAGAGGUAGAAAGCUUAAAUGGGAAGCUUGCUGCCCUGAAGCGUUUUACCUCAGAAUUGGCUGAAAGUUCUUUACCUUUCUUCAAAACACUCAAAGGCUGCUCUGACAAAAAGGAUUUCAAGUGGACUGAAGAGGCUGAGGAAGCCUUCAACCAGAUGAAGCAACACCUAGCUUCACUCCCAGACAUUGCAGCCCCAGAAACGGGAGAGUUGAUCUCUGUAUACCUUUCGGUUGCUGAAGAAGCAAUAAGUGCGGUACUCACCAUUGAACGAGACAAAGUUCAGGUUGAAAAGCUCGAAGUCUUCACAGACUCGUUGCUGGUGUCAAGUCAAGUGAACGACAGUUAUGUUGCAAAGGAGCCAAAUAUGAAGAAAUACAAGGAAAAAUCCAAGGAAUUGAUGAACACCUUCCAAACAUGUACCAUCAAUCAAAUUCCCAGGUCUCGAAAUAAGAAAGCUGAUGCUCUAAGCAAAUUAGCUUCUCUCACCUUUGCCCACCUAACAAAAAAGGUGUUGGUAGAAGUGUUGAAAACUCCAUCGAUCGAAGAGUUGGAAGUUCAAGACGUAAUCACCGAAGAAGGCACCAAUUGGAUGACUCCAAUUAAAAAAUUACUUAAAAAUGGUGAGUUACCUACUGAUCAAGCAGAAGCUGAAAGGGUUAAGGUCAAGUCUAGACAAUACGUGUUGCAAGGGGAAAUACUCUACAAAAAGGGUUACCUUGCACCCUUGCUAAGAUGUGUCGGCGCCGAACAAAGCAAGUACUUGAUCAAAGAGGUUCAUGAAGGUAUAUGCAGAGCUCAUUUUGGGGCAAGAACGGUGGUUGCUGAAUUAAUGAACCUUGGGUAUUUUUGGCCCUCCAUGCACCGAGACACCACUGAGCAACUAAGGAAGUGUGAUUCUUGCCAAAUUCAUGCACCAGUCUCGAAAAGUCCCAAGCAUGAUCUUGUCCCGAUAACCUCAACAUGGCCAUUUUAUAAAUGGGGGAUGGACAUCAUUGGUCCAUUCCCCCAGCAAAAGAUCAUUGAUUUCAUUUGGGAGAACAUCAUUUGUCGCUAUGGAUUGCCGGGAGUGCUUGUUACCGAUAAUGGAAAGCAAUUCGCUGAGAAGCCUUUCAGCGUUUGGUGCAAAGAAUUCAAAAUCGCUCAGGUUUUCAGCUCAGUGGCAUAUCCACAGUCAAACGGUCAGCUUGAAAGGAUGAAUCGAAUCAUAGUUGAAGGAAUCAAAGCCAAAUUGGGAAGGUAUGAAAGCAAUUGGCUUGAAGAAUUGCCAAGUGUUCUAUGGGCCAUAAGAACAACCGAAAAAACAAGACACAAAAGAACACCUUACAGCUUGGUAUUUAGAUCUGAAGCCGUGAUUCCAGCUGAAGUAGGAGUUGUAACACAAAGAACGGUCAACAUGGAUUCCGAAGCAAACCAAAAAGAGACCAUGUUGAACUUACAACUCCUACAGGAAGCACGAGACCAAGCUGCAAUCCAAGAAGCCAAGUACAAACAAGUGAUGGAAGCCUAUUACAACAAAAGAGUCAAGCACGAACGCUUCAAGCCAGGAGACCUGGUGCUUAGAAACAAUGAGGCUAGUAAAAAAGAGAACCAAGGAAAACUCGGCCCAAAAUAG
Helianthus annuus (common sunflower) is the source of this 1953-nucleotide messenger RNA. RefSeq lists its product as uncharacterized. NCBI's taxonomy places the organism in Eukaryota, Viridiplantae, Streptophyta, Magnoliopsida, Asterales, Asteraceae. Gene Ontology annotation, biological process: DNA integration. The coding region runs from base 1 to 1953 and encodes 650 amino acids. Gene Ontology annotation, molecular function: nucleic acid binding; RNA-DNA hybrid ribonuclease activity. The record is from RefSeq and is a predicted model, not a curated record. The transcript is spliced from 4 exons.